GCCAGCUAUGGCAAAAACAAAUCAAUCAUUCGUAUUGAAUUUACCCAUUUCUUAAUAAUAGUUUGUAUCGGAGUUGGAUUAUGUUAUUCAGUUUAGUAUUUUGUUUUCUUUGCAUUGAAAAAGUAUAUUCCGCAACCACAGAGAUGUCCAGCAAAGUGAUACUCAAUCAAACCAGAAGAAUUUUGAGAGGUCACGAGGCGGAAGAUACUCGACCAUACAUGGUUUACCUCCGACCCGCAUCCAUUGGCAGUACAAAGGGGAAAAGGUCCAACUGGCUGUGCGGAGGGGUCAUCAUCCACCCCCAGUACAUACUGACGUCUGCGGCCUGCAUCGAGGAUGUCAAACAAUUCUACGUGGUCUCUGGAACACACAGAUGGUUGCCGUUAGAGGAAGAAGACGAAUGCGUGAAGAAUGGUGCGAAGAGAGCUGUAUGGAAAUGUGUACCUAAAGACUACGUCUUCGAUGGCAAAGAAUUCAACAACAUUCGCUGGAUGAUUAACGACAUAGCCGUCGUUAAAGUUAACGAACCGUUCAACUUCGAGAGACGCGUCAGAGGCUGCGACUUCGUGCCCAAAAUGAUCGCCUACAACAACCAGUCGGAGAACCUCGAGAGUCCUAAGACUGUGGCAUCUAUUGCUGGAUGGGGCUCCGUUGACAGAUUUGGUGAUAUGUUUGAGCGUCCCACAAUGAAUUCACCGGAGCUGCUAGAAACGGACGUCAUACUGAUAUCGAAGACGAAAUGCAAGCGUCAAUGGCCUGACCAAUACCAUCACAUUAUAGACAACAAUAUGAUUUGCGCUAAAGAUGGCGUUGACGCAGACUCCGUCAGUCUUCUAUGUAGAGAACAAGAGAUAAAUUGCAAGGAACUAGUCUAUUCUGAUGAAGUAGAAGACGAAACGUAUCGCGCAAGAAGAUACAUUCUGGAGCCGAGUAAGACGCAAAUACAUUCGUCGGGACAUUGGAGUGAUGCGAGAAGAGCCAAACCCAUAUCUGGGGGAUUUUGUGAGAACGACCACGGCGGGCCCUUAGUAGUCGGCCACGGAAAGACUUCUGUGGUGAUAGGAGUCAUCUCCGCCUGCAUGACCGCCAACAUCACGCAGAAGUGUCACGGACCAUUCCUUUAUACGAGCGUCUGGCGGAAUAGACAUGUCAUCAGCUGUGCUAUCGAAAAAGACAUUGAAAUGUCAUGCAGAAGAAUGUUAAAGUCACUAAACAAAAAUAUGGUUGAGACAAAUUUCGAGUGGCCAAAACUUCGUGAAAGGUAA
Messenger RNA from Bicyclus anynana (squinting bush brown), 1265 nucleotides. RefSeq lists its product as uncharacterized. Lineage: Eukaryota; Metazoa; Arthropoda; Insecta; Lepidoptera; Nymphalidae. Bases 81 to 1265 code for a protein of 394 amino acids. Gene Ontology annotation, molecular function: serine-type endopeptidase activity. The transcript is spliced from 9 exons. The record is from RefSeq and is a predicted model, not a curated record. Gene Ontology annotation, biological process: proteolysis.